Messenger RNA from Hibiscus syriacus, 570 nucleotides. Its product is annotated as receptor-like cytosolic serine/threonine-protein kinase RBK1. The transcript has 2 exons. The coding region runs from base 5 to 463 and encodes 152 amino acids. Gene Ontology annotation, biological process: protein phosphorylation. The record is from RefSeq and is a predicted model, not a curated record. NCBI's taxonomy places the organism in Eukaryota, Viridiplantae, Streptophyta, Magnoliopsida, Malvales, Malvaceae. Gene Ontology annotation, molecular function: protein kinase activity; ATP binding.
CAACAUGAUUGAUAGCAGUGUGGUGGGAACUUUUGGAUAUAUAGCUCCCGAGUAUUUCAUGGAAGGAAGUAACAAAAUUGAUGUGUACUCCUUCGGCAUUGUGCUUCUAGAAUUACUAUCGGGAAGGAGACCGGUUAGUUCAAAAGCUGUGAAUCAACAAGAGAGCUUGAUCCAAUGGGCCAGUGCAUUAUUAGAGAGAAGCAAUCUCCAAGGAUUUGUGGAUCCAGCAUUAGACGGAGAUUUCAACGUUGCUGAAACGCAUAGAAUGCUUCUCGCAGCCACCCUCUGCCUCAAUCAGUUAGAUAUACAUCGUCCAGAAGUGAGCCCGCUAAACACUCAUGCAAUCUGUGCAUCUAAGCCUCCUAUUGAACGGAAUAUCACUCAGAUUCUUUCCAAGCUGAUUCCAAUUUUUUCAGCGGGUGGAGGUCGACAAUCCCCCAUACUAGGACCAAGCCCUGCUUAAUUAGUGAAUUCCAGUGACCGAAAGCCCCUAUAUUUUCAAUCAUUUCUUAUUGCUAUCCUUGUUAAGAGAUAAAUUUCCUGCUUGACUUUAUUUUCACUCAUUUCUCA